GUGUGUUCGUGUGAGAUGAGGUGGUGUGCUGCUAGUUUAUUCUACAUAUCGAGUUGUAGGCACUUGAAUGUGGACAGAACAGCGAAUGGCUCGUGCUGAAGAUGAUUUCCCAAUGAGAAAAAUAUCGAGCCAGAAUUUGGCCCAUCGUCUCCGCAAUCGCCAGAUAGAACACUGUCUUCCUGCUGCACAUUUCCAUGUAGCUCGUUUGUUUUACGAGUGCAUCUUCCCUAACUUCACCAUUAUUAACAUUCAAAAACCAGCAUCGUUUCUUCGAAAAUUUAGCCCGGACGGCUGCCAUUUUAUUUGUUUCUCUGUCGAUCAGAGUUCAUUAGAAAUCUAUGAAUAUCGUGGUCCGGCAUCAGGUGUUCAUCUGCUACAUAACAUAGGCAAUGAUGCAACAGAACUAAAGCAGAAUCUGUUUUCUGUCAUGUUCAGACAAAAAUCGGUAUGUCACAUGACUAGAGAACGUGAACAUCUGAACAGAGAAUGUAGUCUCUUCACCUGCGAUGGUCGCUUCGUGAUUGUGGCGUCGAGUGCCCUUGUUCGAGAAAACCCGUAUCCUUUUUUCUAUGAUGCAUUUAGAAACAAUGAGUCGCUACCACACACAAAUCGAACACAAUUAGAAGACUACACUCUCCACAUCAUCAACCUACAUACUGGAGAGUUGUCAGAUUUGAGACAAUUCAAGUGUGACAAGAUCUACUUGUCUCACAAUCAAGGCCUGUACAUGUAUGGGGACACGCUGGCGGUGCUGUCCGUCCAACAGCAGACCAUCCAUAUGUUUAAAAUCAUCGACGGCAAGUUUAUGGACAUGCAAACUAUUGGUCGCUUCUGUCACGAAGACGACGAAAUGAUUUGGUCUCAAGCACACUAUGAGCAAUCACAGUCAACAACAGCAGCAUAUCAACCUAACUCAUUACCUCAACCAUUCAGACCAUAUAAUGAGAAAACCAUAAACACACUGAAACAUCGACUCCUUGCCUUCUUGUGGCGUACCACAGUUCUAUCUGAAGAGGAAGGCAUGGCUCGAUCAACAGCAGCUCGUCUCUUCUUCAAGCAAUUUGAGCAUUUCAGACAGCUGUGUAUGUGGAAGAUGCAACUACUGGAUGAAACUCAUCUCCUCAUCCGCUACGCAAGUGAAGACGUUGUUCUCAUGAAGGUCGCAGAUUCCAACUCUCAGCCAUCUCUCUUUGUCAUUUACAACAUCGAAUCAACAGAGAUCGUUGCCGUCUAUGACAACAUGUCACAACAAAUGUACUCUCUGUUUGAGAAUUUCGCUGAUCAUUUCAGGAAUGCCAUCCCACCCAAUAGACCUCAGUUUACAUGCUCGUCAGCAAGUAACCUCUAUGCAUAUAACAGUCAGUGUCGUUUCAAGUCGACGAUAACUAAUGCCAAGUAUGGGGGAUCCAGUGAGGCCAUAAAGCGGCUCUUGGCUCAGUUGCCUAUCAGUGCUCAGUCAUAUAGUGCUAGCCCAUAUUUGGACUUAUCGUUGUUUAGUUAUGACGAGAAGUGUGUGUCUGUGCUGGAACGACCAAAGGCAUGUGGAGAUGGACCUGUAAGAUUCUAUAGUCGGAGUUCUGGUCUUCUCAAGUACUGCAUCCACACGAGGUAUCUACCUCCACUUCAGGGCCAAUUCUUCUCACGCCGUCUUGUUGCCUUCACUUUCCAUCCAACUGAUCCAUUUGCGAUUUCAGUGCAGCGAAUAAACGGGGAGUACAUGGUUAGCUUCCACAUUCGUUAUUGUGGUGAGAGCGAGACCGACUACAUAUGAAAUUAAGAACUACAGAAGGAUAAUUUUGCACUGAUUUGCUUUCUUUCGCUGGUCAAGACAAAACAUAGAUACGUAAAACAAUAAAUGAGAUUGACCACA
Messenger RNA from Corticium candelabrum, 1870 nucleotides. RefSeq names its product DET1 homolog. Bases 68 to 1771 code for a protein of 567 amino acids. Gene Ontology annotation, biological process: protein ubiquitination; positive regulation of proteasomal ubiquitin-dependent protein catabolic process. Gene Ontology annotation, molecular function: ubiquitin protein ligase binding; ubiquitin-like ligase-substrate adaptor activity. NCBI's taxonomy places the organism in Eukaryota, Metazoa, Porifera, Homoscleromorpha, Homosclerophorida, Plakinidae. Gene Ontology annotation, cellular component: nucleus; cullin-RING ubiquitin ligase complex. The transcript is spliced from 3 exons. The record is from RefSeq and is a predicted model, not a curated record.